AUGACCAAACUAACUUUGGAAACUUUACCAAUUGAAAUCUUAUCAGAGUUCCAAUUCUUUGGUAUGAGCCCACUCAAGAUGAUGGCUGUUAACAAAUACUUCCUCAACAUUUUUGCUCCUCAAUUUUAUGGUAGAAUCUAUUGCGGCUUGGGUUUUGAUUUUGAAGUUUCAAAAUUUUCCGAAGAUGGUCCAGGUUUUAUUGAUGAUCUUGAUAAUGGUUCUGAAUUAUGCUUCAUGAUUAGAACUGUUCCUAAUUCUCCACCAAAGUUUGCUAAAAAUGUUACAAUUCUUUCUUCUGAAGAAGAAAUUGCAGGUUUCUUCAGUAAGGUUAUGAUUGAAGGUUCAUAUUUGAGAAAUUUUGUUAGACAAAUCACAUUUGAUACUAUUAUUAUUGAAGGUGAUUUCUUGAGAAGUGUGAGAACGCAACCAUUUUUCCAUUACCCCUUGGAAGGACUUGGUCAAUCUAUGUUGGAAAGUGCUUUGAUGUUUUGUCCUUCAGAAAACGUUUUUCAAAGAGACCUUAAAAAAUUUACAACUAGAGCUUCAGAUUUGAAACAUUCACAAACUGAUCAUUCACCUGUUUUCAAAGGAGGUAGAGACAUUUGGGGGUUUCCUGAAUGUCCAUCAAGACAAAUGAACUUGUUGAUGCAAAUGACACAUAAGUUGAUUGCUGGGAACAGAUUUGAUGCUGAUCCAGAUUAUAAUAAAUGGUUCAGUGAUGUUGCAUUAAGAGAAAGUGACUUUAGUUUGAAUAAAGAUCAUGAUCGUGAAUUGAAUGAAUCACAUGCUGCUAGAGUCAAGGAAAUCUCUAGUGAUAUUUACUUGCAUAACUCAAAAGUAAGGGAGAAGUCAUAUAUUUACAGUUUACUCAUGAUAGUUCUUGAUGGUAUGAAGAGGGUACCAAAAGGUUGCACUGCUGAGUUUCUAGGAUUUGUGGUGAACUCUGUGGACAUGCCAACAGGGAACGAUUCUGCUGACAAGAUUUGUGAACAUAGUGUGAAACUAAUGGAGUAUAAAUCAGGUGCUCUUUCUACUAGUGCAAUUAUUAAAAACAGUCCUCCUGAUUUGUUUUAUAACACUUUCAGAGAGGAACCUAUAAGUUCUGAGCCUGAAAAUUUUAUUGACCAUUGGAUGGACUACAAUUAG
Molecule: messenger RNA, 1146 nt
Organism: Hansenula anomala
Lineage: Eukaryota; Fungi; Ascomycota; Saccharomycetes; Phaffomycetales; Wickerhamomycetaceae
Exons: 1
Coding region: 1-1146 (381 amino acids)
Source: RefSeq, a predicted model, not a curated record